UAGUGUUGUUAAGUGGUUUGAUUGGGUAUUUCUUGUCGUUGUGGACGUCGUCUGUAAGUUUCUACUCAAAAUAUUUUUAUUUUGAGAUUCUUUCUGUAUCAAUAAUAAACCCCCAUAAGGAACAACCAUGGCAGACCAAGGUUUUCCGGGUCAGCAUACUACAACAACAACCAUGACUGCAACGAGUACAACUGUGCAGACAGACAUCCGUUAUGAUCCUCUGUACCUUCGAACAUUGCCGGGGAUGCUGAAAGUUGCCCAAGUUGCCCUAAAUUUCCUUGGGUUCAUGACAAUUGCGAUAUCAGGCACUGCAGUCUACUCUCAAGCCAGCUUCUUUGACUCGAUCGCAGGUUUUGCGUUCUGGUUCAGUGGGAUAUUACUGGCCUUCUAUCUGUUUCACAUAGUUGAAAAGUUCUUCAACAUUCCAUGGCUCAAAAUAGAGCUUGGGUUCUGUGCUUUAUGGACAGUGUUCUACCUGAUUGCCUCUACCAUGGUCGCCGGCCUCAUGAGCGUUUCUGCAGCAUUGGGAGUCGCAGCGUUUUUCGGAUUCUGCGCCAUGGUGUGCUACGGCUAUGAUGCAUGGUUGAAGUACCAAGGAGUGGUAAGUGGGGACUUGGCACAAGGCGAGCGUCACGUCCAGAAGACAACCAGCACUGUCACCUCACCUGCGUACUAGAGUGACUAACCUCACAACUGAAAAGUACCCAGCAUCAUAACACAUUUCCUACUCAUCAUUGUCCAACAACAUAAGAAUAAGGAAUCUAGACCAAUACUGGUCGAAAAACGGGCGUAUGGUUGAGUUUGUGUGGUUGCACUAAUCCGCUGAUUUAGUUGUAAUGUUUGUUUAACAUAACUACAGUAUAUUUCCAAUUAAUUAUGUAUAGAAGUGGGGAUUACCAUUUCCUAAGUUGUUUGAUAAUUUGUAAAAUAAAAUGACUGUAUGGCCUUUAUGAUUUCUUAUCUACUUAAUGGUUAUGUCACUUUUUUUUGUAUUUGCUAUUUCCUGACAAUAUAGGUAAGUUAACAGGAAAUUAUUUACCCCCAACAUGGGACGUUUUCUAAGUAUAACAGUUAAGUUGGUAUUAAGUUGGCAGAACUUAAGAAGUUUUGCUGGAGUUUAGUGUAAAUGUUUCAGGAAAAGUAGUCAGACAUUCUUUGAAUGACUAGUCAUACUUUGUCGGUAACAUUAAAACUAGUUACAAGAUUAUUAAGUUUGCUGUUAGUUUGUUAAAAAUGCUUUCAAAGCCCGGCUGUUUUAAAAACACAACAUACAAUUAAUUGUCAUAGUAAAUUCUGGAUCAAAUCGAAGGGUGGAAGAGGGGUGUAGUUGUUCUAAAUGGAUCCCUUUAAUGAAUCUUAUACAGUGCCACAAAGUUAUGUCAAAGUAAAACGUAAUAGUUUCUAAUAAAUAAUCACAAACUUUAAUCGCCUAAAUGCAUUUAUGUUGCUUAAAAGAUUCUCAGUUCGUAAGCUUUUGCCAUUCAGUUCUUAUUUGGUAAUAUGUUUUGUUUUUCUCGCUUACCAUCACAGCAUUUCUUCUAGGUUAACAUUGUUACAAGUUUUGUUGUUUAUUUUUGUUGUUAUGCUACUAAUAUGUUAUGAGUGUUAUGCAAUUAGUUAAAUUACAAUAACGGAUCAAAUCUGAUAUUUACGGUUUUUUAUAUUUAACCAAAACAAAAGACAUUACAUGAUUGAUUUUGAAACAAAUGUUUUUAUUUAGCCAAUAGAGUUCUUGCACUUUUUGCUGCACUGGAUCAGUGAACAUAGUGUACAAUUUGAUUAUAGUUCGGCCGCUUAGAAAACGACCUGCGCGCUAAUGCUAAACCAAUGCUGGAGGAGGUCGCUUUCUAAGCGGCCGAACUAUAGUAAGUUUUCUGUGUGAAUCAUCACUGACUUUAGAUACUAAAACCUACCUUAAAACUCUCUUUAGGUGAUCCUCCAUGUUCUUAUACUGUAAGUUGUUAUCAGUAUUAUAUUUCACUCUGAGAACAAAACAAUAAUUCAACGAUAACAAAAUAUUAAUAAACACAGAUAAAAUAUGAACAUACCAUAACUUUGAGAAGAGCAUAAUUUAUCUUAUUUAAAUGUUUUGCAAACUAUUUGAGCUUAAUUGUUGGUUGGAUGAAAAACCUUCCUACUUAUUUUUAUAAACUGUUAGGCUGCUCUAGACCGAUCCCUCACCACUAGAUAAAAUUUAUGUCUGUAUUUUUUUCUUCUAUAUCUAUUUCAUAAAAAUUUAAUACUUUUUUGUUCAUUUAUUUGGCAGUUGCAAAAUAAACCAAAUUUUUCUAAUGAAAGAAUUUUAAUUUGACCAAUUCAACCGAUGUUGUGAACUCUUUUGUAGACAUUAAAUAAUGUUUGUUCUGACUAAUCAGUAUUGUUAUUUAGUUUAAAGUUCAAUCUUAGCGAGCGAUUCAAGUGCAAGAACAUUAUUUCGUAUUACUACCUUUUUAACGCUUAUUUAUAACUAGAUCUUAAGUUGUAUUGAAUAUUCUGUAUAUUUUUCUUGUAUUAUAUCUGUUGUAAUUAUAUUUUUCUGAGCUUUAUUAAUACUGUCGACCGAAAAACCUUCGUUUACAAAGGUUUUUUUGUUUGAUUACUAAUUGAUAUUUGUUAUUACACGCUUUGAUUUUCAUGAUGGCUGUCAUAUGUUUCAGAACCAAAGAUAUUGUUGUUUAUCAUUCUAUGUAUGUCGGAAGGUUCAAUUUUCAGUUUUAAAUUGUUAUACUUGGUCAAUCUUAAUCUUACCUUCUUUAUUCUUCUUCAACCUCACUAAACUUGCAUUGAGUUCAUUGUACAUAAUUUUGUUGAACUUCAACAAUCUAGACCCAAAUAUUUUUUUAAAUCCAUUUGUUUGGUUACUUUGACAUAGUUAUAGCAAAUUUCUGUAUAGGGAAGAAGCUAUUACUGUAGGUGGCACAGAAAGACCUAGACCCAGGACCGAUAUACUUUUUUAUUUUGAUGUUCCCAGAGGCUAAAAACUCCAUAUGUUUAAAUUUUAUAUAUAUAUAUAUGAGUUCAAAAAUACUGAAUAUAUAAUUUACAAUUUGAGAAUGUUUUCUUGAGUACUAAACAAACAAAAUAAUUUCUCCGUUACUUCCAUUAGGUAGUUGUAAUUGGUUAGGCCUACAUAAGAAAUUAAUAAUCAGAACAUACUAAUUUUGUGUUUAAAAGGUGUUCAAACUGGGAUAAGUUGAAAUAAACUAUCAAAAACUAUGAAAUUGGUUACUAGAGAAGAUUACAAGAGGUAAGAAAUAUCUUAUUCUCCCGUCAAUAUGUGUACAGUAUUUUGUUUCUUAGUAAGUAUAUUUAGUACCUACUACUAAAGUGUACUAAAUAAAUAUAUAUCUACAUGUGUUUAUAUUUGGAGAAAUUUAUAUCAAGUAGUUGGUUGGUUUAAAUAUAAAUCAAAUAUAUACUGUUUGAAAGUAGUAUUUUGUAAUUAUAUCUCAUUAUAAAUUUUUUCUUAUAGUUUAUAACAUGUUAUGAUUGUAAAGACAUAUUGGUAUAGUCAAUUAUCACUCUGGAAUUAACAAUUAAUUAUGAUUACUUAGUCAGGAUAAAACAUGAGUUUUUUAUGUUAAGCGAAUAGUUAACACAUCCAUCAGAUGCAGAACAUGUUUACACAUUGUCUUAAACAAAAUGUAUGUAUAACAUGCUUACCAACUAAUGAUUUUAUUUGCUAAUAGUUUGUUUAUUUUAAAUAAUAAAUAAUUGAUUAUAUACAUUACUUAGGUAGAACAACUCAUUAGUGAAUUAGAAAGCUUAAUGGACUGGGUCAUGUUUGCAAACUAAAGUAGACUACAGGAAAAUGGACCAAUGACAUUUCUGCCCGUUUGUCAUAGCUAAGGUAUUUUUUGUCACAAAAUUUAGCAACAUCUCUAAUUAAUUGUUCUAUGUAAAAAAGGUCCAAUUGAAACAAUAACACAAUGAUAAGAAUGUUUAGUUUGAUUGGUUCGAAUCAGCUGGUUCCAAUAAUUAAUUUUUACGCUAAUAUCAUGACUAUGACAGUUUAAAUGACACUUUUUCCGUCCUUAUAUUUCCCUAUUCAAUGAGUUCUAUACUAAGCAGUAGUGUACAUAUUCAAUGUUGAUAUUAUCUACUUAUUCGUACUUAUAUCUACUUAUUUGUAUUAUUAGGUUGAUUUGUUCUAUUUUGUAUUGUUUAAUUUUGUUCAUUUCUUUAUCUUUUACAAAUAUAAUUUUCUUUUAACAUC
Macrosteles quadrilineatus (aster leafhopper) is the source of this 4216-nucleotide messenger RNA. RefSeq names its product CKLF-like MARVEL transmembrane domain-containing protein 4. NCBI's taxonomy places the organism in Eukaryota, Metazoa, Arthropoda, Insecta, Hemiptera, Cicadellidae. Gene Ontology annotation, cellular component: membrane. The transcript has 5 exons. The record is from RefSeq and is a predicted model, not a curated record. Bases 128 to 676 code for a protein of 182 amino acids.